AUGAUUGUUGUUGAUAAUCAAGCAGCUUUUAUAGAAGGGAGAUCUUUGAUUCAUAAUGUACUUAUAUGUCAUGACAUUUUAAGACAUUACAACAGGAAGACUACCCCAAGAUGCUUGAUUAAAAUUGAUCUAAAGAAAGCCUAUGAUAUGGUUAGAUGGGAGUUUCUGGAGGAAGUACUUAAAGGCUAUGGAUUUCCUAUUCCAUUUAUACACUGGAUCAUGUUGUGUGUCACAACUACCACAUUUACAGUAAAAGUAAAUGGUGGUGGAUUUGGCUACUUUGAGGGGAAGAGAGGACUCAGACAAGGAGAUCUCAUGUCUCCAUUGAUGAUGGAAGUUGUGAACCACCUUAGUGAAGUCUCAGGGUUGGUGGCUAACAUGGAAAAGUCCAACAUCUUUUUAGCAGGGAUGGUUGAUGAACUGAAACAGAUAAUCUUGAGUAACACAGGUUUCUCAGCUGUGUAUAAUUUUUGGGGAGCUGUCUUCGUACUUCCACAAAGUGUCAUCAAGGAAGUUGACAGGAAAUGCAGGGAGUACCUCUGA
Messenger RNA from Nicotiana tabacum (common tobacco), 543 nucleotides. The record is from RefSeq and is a predicted model, not a curated record. Lineage: Eukaryota; Viridiplantae; Streptophyta; Magnoliopsida; Solanales; Solanaceae.